CCACCCCCCACUAGACUACCUUCCACCCCCGACCCUUCGACACCAUCUCUUGUCAUAGACACGACUGGUCCCCCUCCAAAUACUGCCUUGCUCUUGGGACUCAGUGGUGCCGUGUUGCUGCUCUCGUCCUGUGUUUCGCCUUAUCCCCUCAGGUCGUUACCUCCUCCUAUCUUGCCGCUGACGUGCGGCGAACUGACCGAGGAACAAUCGCCAACGCUCCACCAGCCACCCUCAAGAGACUUUUGCACGUUCUGGUCACGGUUAGAGGAGCGACAUGCACGAAUAACAGACUGAAAUUCCUCCCCUCUGCGUGUUCCUGUUCUGCUGAGCUCGCGCCACGGGCCCGAGGUCCCAGACACCCUCACCACUUCACCUCGACAGCUCCCAUUCACGAGGUGAUACGACUACGACAAACACGUCGAGACUGAUAUUCUCGCCGCCCGACGGAAUCUCGAAAGAACGCUGCGCCUUCAACUCGACCCAAAUCACUUGCACAACAUGGCCUCAGCCCCUUCAGGCCGUGGCGCUGACGGCCUGUCCAAGACGGUGCACACGGAGGCCAUGGACCCAUAUGCCACCAUGGGACAGUUCUCAUUCGCACCAGCAACUAAAACUACAGUCGUUACUACCACGUACACAACCACGACGACGUUCCCGCCCAUGUGCAUCAACGCCCCCGGAAGCCUCAGCCAACGCGAUCCCAAAGAGUACCCACUCGCCCAUACACAAGCCCCGGACUCCAUACGGAAGUUUUACUUCGAGUCUGGAGGUGAACUGGCUUGCUUCGAAGAGGCAAAUGCCGCGUCGGACCAUGCACACGAGCACAAGACUCUCCGCGAGACGCUAAGAUCCUCCAACGGGACACUGCAGAAGGUCGAGUCCUUUGACGGGCCCCCGGUAUUCGCAACACCCAGCCGCAUGACGAGACCAAACAUUAAGACACAACAUCCGGCGCUACGCUCAGUGUCCGGCCGUCGUAAACGAGACAACGCGGACGAGUUCCAAUCCGUUCCAUUACUUCAAGAGGCUGCCGAAAGGGCUCAUCUGCACCGAAGCAAGAAGCCACGAACAGAUGCUGGGAAGGGUAGCAGUGCUGCACAUACGGGCUCACAUUUCACACCCGAGGACUUGGAAGACCGAGUUCCAGCCACACCCGAUACAGAGAUUGGUGGAUUAGGCUCGUCCAAGUUGCCACAGCCUAGGGCAGGGCCCUUGCACAGGGCCAAUCCCAAAGACCGCCUUCCGCAAUACGCGGAACGGUGGAAGCUCCAGGAGCCAUUUGCCGGGCCUUCGAGUACUGAGGAUAGCUCGUUCGGGAGCCAGGAGCACUCGUCUGGACACUCAUUCUCAACAAGCGUCCUCGACGGUCCUGGCGUAGCUGCUACACCCCCCAUCGCAGAGUCCGAUAUGGAACCGGUUGGACCCUUCGCCGAUGAUUCAUCCUUUGCACCCGCACGACUGACGCCUUUGGACACUGGUUCCGCGCAAGAUGCCAGUUUACCAAGCCCCAGCUUGUCACCGAUUACCGCUGCCGCAAAUUUAGCGCAACAGAGUACUGGUGGAACUUCGUAUUCAGGCUUAGGAGGCGACUACGAUCCAAGUGAUGUCUCAGGACUCGACCUCUCACAAGGCGACUCGAGUAACCUACCGAUGGCAGACUUUGCCCUUUUCCCUCCUGGGUCAAGACACCUCGAAAUGCCGGACGCGAGCGAACUGGUCAGUCCCAACCCGCAACUACUAACCCCGACCGUUAUGGGCAUACCCAGUAUGCUAAAUACCUUCGAUGCUCUUCCGGAGCAAAUGAAGUCCUACGUCAUGUACCAGCUGCUUCGGAGGUGCAAAAAGCCCACUCUGCACUUUGUUGCCGAUGUGGUCAACCCAGCCUUGAAGCGGGACUUCAUCGUCUCGCUACCCACCGAAUUGAGUCUGGAAAUUAUUGGAUUUCUGGAUGUCAAGAGUAUGUGCAGCGCCGCACAGGUGUCGAAAUACUGGCGCAAGCUUGUUGACACGCAUGAAACUGCCUGGAAAGAAUUACUUGACAAAGAUGGUUACAAGCUGCCUCAUGGUGAACUGGAGCGCGCUGUGCAGGAGGGAUGGGGGUGGCAAUAUCCUCAUUCGUCCGAUAGCUACGAGCGCGACCUCAGGGCGCAAUCUGUGGCUUCUAGAUCAGAUAAUGAAGCCUACAUUGGCCUGUCUGCUUCUAGCUUGCCUAGCAGCGUCCAUGAUCAUGAAGGCGCAGUAACUCGAUCAUCAUCUAUACGCCAAAAGCGGAAAGCGAUCAGCAAACAUAUUGGUACUAAGAAGCAGCGCAAGAAGGUCUCAUCGUCAGGGCGGACACACCUUGCCCUUUACUCGCGGCCUGUUGAGUCGCUGGAAGGGCCGCAUGGGUUCGCCAGACGAGCACAAGCAGUCAUUUCUGAUCCGAACGUGGGCUUACCUGGUCUGGGUACUAUGCACCUCUUCAAGUCGCUGUACCAGCGACACCAUCUCAUUCGCAAGAGCUGGAUGGUAGAAGAUACGAAGCCUAAGCACAUUGCGUUCCGCGCGCAUCAGCGCCAUGUUGUAACUUGUCUCCAGUUCGAUACCGAUAAGAUUUUGACUGGUAGUGACGACACAAACAUCAAUGUCUAUGACACCAAGACUGGAGCCUUGCGGAGCCACCUCGUAGGUCACGAGGGUGGUGUUUGGGCUCUUCAGUAUGAGGGUAAUACCUUGGUAUCCGGCUCUACCGAUCGCUCGGUACGCGUAUGGGACAUUGAGAAGGGCAAGUGCACGCAAGUUUUUCAAGGCCAUACUUCUACUGUUCGCUGUCUCGUUAUCCUCAAACCCACACAAAUUGGCGAGGCUCUAGAUGGCCAGCCAAUAAUGAUGCCCAAGGAGGAGCUGAUCAUCACUGGCUCGCGAGAUUCUACCCUUCGUGUGUGGAAGCUCCCUAAGCCAGGCGAUCGCAGCAUAAUGCAGACCGGAGCACCAUCUAACGAUCACGAUAAUCCCUACUUCAUACGCGCACUGACUGGCCACCAUCACUCAGUGCGCGCCAUCGCUGCUCAUGGCGAUACACUUGUCAGCGGUAGCUAUGACUGCACUGUUCGAGUGUGGAAGAUUUCUACUGGAGAGGUUCUACAGCGCCUCCAAGGACACUCCCAGAAAGUCUAUAGCGUUGUCCUAGAUCAUGCUCGCAACCGCUGCAUCAGUGGCUCUAUGGACAACAUGGUCAAAGUCUGGUCCUUGGACACGGGUGCCUGCAUAUUCACGCUUGAAGGCCAUACUUCACUUGUAGGUCUUUUGGAUCUGAGCCAUGGACGAUUGGUUUCAGCAGCCGCAGAUUCAACUCUUCGCAUCUGGGAUCCAGAGAACGGGCAGUGCAAGAGCAGACUCUGUGCACAUACGGGUGCCAUCACCUGCUUCCAACAUGAUGGCCAGAAGGUGAUCUCGGGCUCAGACCGCACGCUCAAGAUGUGGAACGUUAGGACGGGCGAGUUCGUCAAGGACCUGUUGACAGACUUGAGCGGGGUGUGGCAGGUCAAAUUCAACGAGCGCCGAUGCGUCGCAGCCGUCCAGCGGAAUAGCAUGACAUACAUUGAAGUCUUGGACUUUGGAGCUUCCCGCGACGGUGUUCCCGCUGAUCAACGAGGCCGCCGAAUUGUCGUCAACUCAAAGGGCCACGAAAUCGAAGACCUCACCGAAGGCGACACAGUUGACGCCGACCAAGCUUAACUUCUUCUACCACGACCGACUCCUUUCAACUGCAUAUAACUGAACAUGUUCAAAAGCGAUACCCUCUACGCGUUUUCUGGCGACGACUUCACGACAAGACAGAUUCUUUAUUAUUUUGAGUGGCAACACUCACUGUUAUUGCAUCAGCACCUACUUCUGUGUGCUUGUAUUUCCGUACUUUUAGUGUGGAAAAGGCGUUAUGUUAGGAUGGGAGGGUUCUAUUGCAUAGCUAUGGCGUUUUCGUUACUGAAGGCUGCAUUGAUAAGGCGUCUACCGAUAACUAUUAGCAUAGGGGUUUGAGCUUUGUGCUGUGCACAGGGUACAAAGCAAAGCAAUACCAGCAUAUUGGUUUUACCAACUCCCU
Molecule: messenger RNA, 4081 nt
Organism: Cucurbitaria berberidis CBS 394.84
Lineage: Eukaryota; Fungi; Ascomycota; Dothideomycetes; Pleosporales; Cucurbitariaceae
Product: WD40 repeat-like protein
Exons: 3
Coding region: 499-3717 (1072 amino acids)
Biological process (GO): proteasome-mediated ubiquitin-dependent protein catabolic process; ubiquitin recycling
Cellular component (GO): cytoplasm; nucleus
Molecular function (GO): ubiquitin binding
Source: RefSeq, a predicted model, not a curated record